UGGUUGCCUCGUUCUUGGAAAGGAAUUUUGUGUCAUGAAUUUUUUUUAUUCAUCGAGGAAGAUCAAAUAGUUCUUGUUUAUUGAAAGGAUCAUUGAAAUUCCAGUAACAUGGAGAAGUCAGAAAUAUAUAUGUGCACGAGAGUACAUGAGAUUGUACAUUUAUAUUUCGGAGUUAUAUAAAACGUUUUAUGGGAUUCUUAGAGAAAACGUAUAUUCCGAUAUAUUAGAGAAGAUAUAUAGACUUAUAUAAAAGUUUACGACUGGCGCACCAGUCCUAACGUGGGCUUCUUUAAAUGUCCGUCGGAAUUUGUUCUCAGAAUUGAUCUGCGAAAUCAAAUAUCGAAGAGACUAAUAAAUCGAUUCUCGUAUAAUGUCACAGCUGUCUCUCGAAUUACAAUUGAAAAUACGAAGAAUGAAAAAGUUAUGCUGCCUGCUAUGGAAUCGCCGAUUAUUUUAAUCGAGCUCCUGGAUGGUUGUCGACCUAGUUGAGGAACUUUACAUAGACCGUCAACCGCAAUGCAUAUGUACACUUAAUUUCACAUCUGUAUCAAAAACAACUGAGAAUUACUACAUUUUCAACUCUGAUAUAUAUUUCGCUUUAGCCUACUUUAUUUUCCUGCUACAGUUUCUUUACGAUUUUAUCGCGAUUGCUUCGGAGAAACUUUCUCCGAAAAAAAAUAAAUAAAUAAAUAACGCCGAUCAUCAGUCCAAUACUUAAUUCAGGAGCCUCAAAUUUGAAAUUUUAUUCGAGUGCUCUCGCAAACUGAGAUAUGAAUAUUUUACAACAAAGAAAAAAUAACAAACGUCGCUGUUUCGCUCCGAAAAUUCGUCGGAACGAAUUUGACGUGCCAAAAAAAAAGUUGGAAAAAUACAGGCGAUGUCUCUGAAGAUCAUUCCGCAUCAUCCUGCCCUUUAGGCGUCUUCGCGGCGUACAAUGACGUCAACUGCGGUAAGCGUCAGCGCACGUUGCAGUUCGACGACGCGCAGUCGCGGACUGCGACGCCGAUCGAUGCAACCCUCUCCGUGAGGGUGCCACAUCACACGAGGACCAGGAUAGAAUAUGCGCGCGGCUGGUGGACUCGUCCUGCGGUAAAAAGGAGAGACUUCCCUUGCGUGUGGAACUCUGACGUGAAACCGAUGAUGCAAACGUGCGCUCUACGUAGAUAGGGCGGGCUUCGAUGACCUCGGGAUUCUCCAGGAGAAAGGCAGAAGUCAGUGCUAAGUGCUAACACGUAUCUUUCAAAGUUCGAAGCUCCGCUUGCGAUGUAACAACGAAAUGCUGCGACGACGUGAGCGGUUUUAUAUAGUUAAAGUCUGCAAGAUGUAGAAACCCAGUGCGGGCAGGAAGUACAACCACUCUUGGCCGCUCUUGGUGGUUGAAAUUCUCUGAGAAAUCCGCCCCGAUUGAGGAAGAAAGCUGUCUCCCUUAAGGUAAUUUUCAUUCUCCGUCCAGAAACUUCCGUGAGAAACGGGUCUUAUAUCGAGCGAUAAGAGUUUCCAACUUACAUAACAGCUCGAAACAAAUAAAUGAUAUGUACGAUUUGAAGAUUUUUAUUCGUCGUAUCUUAUCAGAAUGCUAGAGAACUCGAAUCGCCAUGUUUACGAAUGCUGAAGCAAAAUAUCAAGAAUCUCCGACUGAUUUAUAAACUCCAUAAGCAGAUAUUAAAUCAUCGACGACUUUACUUCAACCUCGAGCGAAUAUAAAGUAGCGAAUUCGACGCAAUAAACUAGACGCAAUAACACGUCUUUUGCGCCCGUGUAAGAUGAAGAAUCGCGCGUGAAAUCGAUUGAUCGAAUUAAUCAAUAUUCAACCGGAGCAGGAUGCCGAAGCCGGUCCCGGUGGAGAACCUGGUGAUACCGCCGCAGGAUGGCCGCAUCUGCGGCACGAUUUGCAUCUGCCAGAUGACGAUGGUGUUGUCCUCGGUCGCGCUGGUGUACCUGACAGUCGCGAUCUACAUGCCUUCGGGACGGGCGUUUCAAUCGGGCAUCAGCGAGGUCCCCGCGAUGUGCACAACGAUUCGCGCGGUGAACGCCGACAAUUGCGACUGGGGCAGCUGCGGCGAGUGGUGUCUGUCCAAGACGUCCGGGCCGUGCGUGCAGAUUCACGUGAAUCUACGUAGGAACGGCUCGACGAUCCUACUGGCGAACUGUACGAACACGACGAACAAAACGUGCUACGGUAUCGAUCAGGAGAACGCGAAACGGUCCAAGUGCAUCGCGGACGAGUGCCGCAAUCUAACCGGCACCUUCAACUGCACCAUGGGCACCUGCAUCAACAUCACCGACGCAUUCGAGUGCAUGUUCCAUGACACGGAUCCGCCCCUCAAGUGUUCCGGGCGUCGCGGCAAAAUCACUUGCAUCGACAUAGACGGUCUGUAUAACUGUAAUCGCGGCACCUGCGAGCGCAUACGUACCCCGUACAAUUGCGAUCGCAGGUGCGUCGACAUCCCGACCAGGAACAAGAAUAUGAUCCUGCUGAGCGGCGACAAGGUGUACCUGAGCCAGUGCGAGCGCGCGAUAGACGUGGAGAGUAAUCGAGAGAUCUGGCACGAGGAUCGCGGCGACGUCAUGAUGGCAUCCUGUUACGGGAUCUUCAAUUCCACGCAGGGUGUGGAGGCCGUGGAUUGUAUCAACGGUUCCGUGCUGGAGAAGGAUCUACUGACCGAUUUGACCAACUUCACGUACCUGUCCUACCUAAAUUUAUACGCCACGAAACCGCUGGACGUCAACAAGCUAGUCGCGCCGCCGGAACACACCUUGAUCAUCGCGAACGAGAGCAGAUUGCUCAUUAACCUCGAGGGAUGCGUGAACACGCUUCGGGACGAGUGCAAGGAGUUUCUCCACGAGUACGGGAAGGACGGUUCCGAUCAUAACGCCCGUGCUAGAUUCCCGUGUUACUACGCGGAGGACAACACGGACGUAGUCGUGUCUCGCUUCAACCUCGAAGCGACUUAUAAAGAGUUCUUGGCCGCCCUAAUCGUGCCGAGUAUCCUGUUUGUCGUCAGCUGUCUGACUCUGAUCUUCUGUCAGAGGACAGUCGUCGUCGGGGACGACGCUAAAAUGAGGUUCAAGGGCAAGCCCGGCACGCUGGUCUCGAUAGAGAGGAGCGCGUCGGGUAACUUAGGGGAUGGGCGGAGGAGAUUCUGUUAUGGCGCUCUGAGAUCCGUCACGCAUUCCCCUCCUGGAGGAGUCCGGCUCGUCAGUCGAUAUUCUCCCUGCGCGGGCAUUACUGAGGUGUGGGGAGGGGGGGAACGCGUGAUCAAAAAAUUCUCAUCUUGCAACUUAAUAAAACAAAAAAGCCACACGUGCACAUUCCUGCAAAGAUAUCAAGAAACCUAAGCGAAACGAAC
Messenger RNA from Nylanderia fulva, 3350 nucleotides. RefSeq names its product tipE homolog 3 phospholipid transfer protein (gene Teh3). The record is from RefSeq and is a predicted model, not a curated record. Gene Ontology annotation, biological process: regulation of sodium ion transport. Gene Ontology annotation, cellular component: plasma membrane. NCBI's taxonomy places the organism in Eukaryota, Metazoa, Arthropoda, Insecta, Hymenoptera, Formicidae. Gene Ontology annotation, molecular function: sodium channel regulator activity.